Messenger RNA from Toxotes jaculatrix (banded archerfish), 4603 nucleotides. RefSeq names its product retinoblastoma-like 1 (p107) (gene rbl1). Lineage: Eukaryota; Metazoa; Chordata; Actinopteri; Toxotidae. The transcript has 22 exons. The record is from RefSeq and is a predicted model, not a curated record. Gene Ontology annotation, molecular function: RNA polymerase II transcription regulatory region sequence-specific DNA binding. Gene Ontology annotation, cellular component: transcription regulator complex; nucleus; chromatin. Gene Ontology annotation, biological process: negative regulation of G1/S transition of mitotic cell cycle; cell differentiation; regulation of transcription by RNA polymerase II. Bases 116 to 3325 code for a protein of 1069 amino acids.
CCGGACGCUGAUUCGGGUGGAGGGGCGUUUUGUUGUGGUAUUUACGAUUCAGGUCCCGAGAGGGGGAUUUUAAAUUUUAAACUCGGUCCAAACUGCCGCCGGAAGUUUUCUACGAAUGCGGGGCGAAGAGUCGUCGGAUUCGGAGUCGGGGAGGAUGGAGGAGAGUUCAGUCCGGAGGAGUUUGGAGACGUUGUGUCAGGAGCUGAACAUGGACGAACAGACCGCCGCCGCGGCCAUGGAGAACUUCACGGCCAUAUGGAAUACAUACACCCUGGAGGGAGAGGUGGUCCACUGGCUCGCCUGUUCUCUGUAUGCAGCCUGCAGGAAGGGAUCUACUCCCACGGUGGGCAAAGGGCUGAUGGAGGGAAACUGCGUCUCCCUCACCAGGAUCCUUCGCUCAUCCAAACUCAGCCUGAUCCAGUUCUUCUCUAAGAUGAAGAAGUGGGCCGACAUGUCCAACCUGUGCCAGGACUUCAGGCUGCGCAUGGACCGGCUGGAGCGCAACUUUGAGGUUUCCACAGUGAUCUUCCGCAAGUUUGAGCCCAUCUUCAUGGACAUGUUUCAGAACCCGCAGGGAGCUGAGCCGCCACGCCAGCCACGCAGCAGGAAACACAGGCGGCUGCCGUGUCACAUCAGUGAUGUGUUCAAGUUCUGCUGGAUGCUGUUUGUCUACACCAAAGGUAACUUCCGUAUGAUUGGUGAUGACCUGGUGAACUCGUACCACCUGCUGCUCUGCUGUCUGGACCUGGUGUUUGGAAACGCUCUUCUCUGUGCCAACAGGAAGGACCUCAUCAACCCGGCUUUCAGAGGUCUGCCAGCUCUCUACCGUGCUGAUGGGCACGUUUCAGUGGAGGAGCCUCCUCCGUGUGUGUUGGAGAGGUUGUGUGAGCUGCAUGAUGGACUGGUGGUGGAGGCCAAAGGCAUCAAGCAGCACUACUUUAGACCCUACAUACAGAAACUGUUUCAGAAACAGAUCCUGAAAGGCAACGGGGAGCUUUUAACAGAACUGUUGGAUCCUCUGAACUUCAUCGAUAACAAUAAAGCCAUAAACAGGGAGUACGAGGAGUACGUGCUGACGGUGGGAGAUUUUGAUGAACGAGUGUUUCUGGGAGCUGAUGCCGACGAGGAGAUCGGAACCCCGAGGAAGAUUGUUCAGGAACCGUCUGUCAGCCAGACGACCUCUCAGAACCAGCUGCAUCAGCAUGUAGAGAAGUCCGGCUCUCUGGCUCCGUCCACCCCUCUGACCGGACGGGUUUACCUGAAGGAGAAGGACCUGCUCGUCACGCCCGUCUCCUCGGCGACGCAGAGCGUCAGCCGGCUGCAGAGCAUGGUGGCCGGGUUACGGACGGCGCCCAGCGACCACCUGAUUCAGAUAUUCAAGUCCUGCUCCAGAAAUCCCACUGAGUCCAUACUGGCCAGAGUAAAGACACUGGGACAAACCUUCAAAGAACACUACACCAACGACUCAGAGGACACACCUGGAUCUCAUAUAGACUUUGCAGAGAACCGUCUGAAGAUGGCCGAGAUCCUUUACUACAAGACCCUGGAGAACGUCAUGGUUCAGGAGACCAAACGGCUGCAAGGCAAAGACAUGAGUGUGUUGUUGGAGCAGGACAUCUUCCACUGUUCCCUGAUGGCGUGUUGUCUGGAGGUGGUGUUGUUCUCCUACAGCUCCCAGAGAACCUUCCCCUGGAUCAUCAAGGUCUUCAAACUGGCCCCGUUCUACUUCUUUAAGGUGAUCGAGGUGUUUAUCCGCUCAGAGGAGGGCCUGUCCAGGGACAUGGUGAAGCACCUGAACUCAAUCGAGGAGCAGGUUCUGGAGAGCAGAGCGUGGACUGCAGACUCGGCCCUGUGGAGCGCCCUGCAGGCUGCUGGGAACAAGGUCCCCACAGUGGAGGAGGUGAAUUUUUCCUCCAGUCUCGACACAGGUUCAGGUUCCGGUUCUGGUUCCACCGGCGUGGGUCAGUCCCACCUGCCUCUGGUUGCCCUCUCUCCCAUCAUCCACCCACGCAUCAGGGAGUUCCGAUCAGGCCUGGGCAGCGCCCGUAAAGACGUGCCUCCCUCUCCACUGUCGGUCCAUGACAGGUACAGCUCACCUGCAGCCGGCAGCGCCAAGCGGCGUCUUUUCGGCGACGACCCUCCGGCCCCGACAUCAGGACUGAGCGUGAGCCCGGCGUCGUCUCCGGCCAAAAGGUUGACUUUCAGCUCGAGCAGCACCCUGAAGAUCGGAAGCCAGGGCACCCAGGCCACCGUGCUCAGUGUGCCGCUGCAAGGUGUGAACACUGACCGCACUAUCACACUGAUCCCAGUUCAGUCGUGUGACGCCUCCGGUGCCAUCACCGCUCAGUUUCUGCUGACCGCCUCCCCGACCCGAGUCCCCGCCGCUGCCCCUGCCGCAGCACCCACGACCUCCGACCCCCAGGCAGGAAUCGGACGGCCGCGGCGCACUGGAUCACUCGCUCUGUUCUUCAGGAAGGUGUAUCACCUGGCCAGCGUGCGUCUGAGGGAUCUGUGUGUGAAGUUGGACAUCUCUUCGGAGCUGCGUGGGAAAAUCUGGACGUGUUUUGAACACUCCCUCGUCCACUGCACUGACCUGAUGAAGGACCGACACCUCGACCAGCUGCUGCUCUGUAGCAUUUACAUCAUUUCCAAAAUCACCAAAGAGACUCACACCUUCCAGGACAUCAUGAAGUGUUACCGCAGCCAACCACAGGCCAGCAGCCAUGUGUACCGCAGUGUGUUACUGCGUCACACGCUCAGAGAGCAGGUGGCUGAUGAGAACAUGGAGGUGGAUCCUGUGUCUGGUGGAGAAUCUGCUGAGAAAACCAAUCAGGUCUCAGGAGAAGCGAACUCCGACCAAUCAGGCGAGGAGGAACGUGGUGACCUCAUCCAGUUUUACAACACCGUGUACGUCCUGAAGAUGAAGAGCUUUGCUCUGCGAUACGCCGUCCACGAUAACCGGGCCGACGCUCCUCCGCUCUCUCCGUUCCCGUCGGUCCGGGCUCAGCCUCUCUCUCCUCGCCGGGUCUCUCAGAGACACUCGCUGUACGUCUCCCCCCACAAGAACUCUGCAGGAUGCCUCACCCCGAACUCCUACACCUACAGGAUCAACAGCAGCCCGUCCAAGGAGUUAUCAGACAUCAACCGGAUGAUCAGACAGGGCUGUGUGAGCAGGAAGAGGGCCUUCACCAUGGAGGGAGAUGUGAUGAUGUCAUCAGCAGUGUGCGACUCCCCCAGUAAGAGGGCGUGUCCAGAGAACGGCAGCAGCCCAGAUGUGCUGCUGAAGCGGCUGCAGGAUGUCGUGUCCGAGCGGCAGAGUCGCUGAGUGGACUUUCAUCACAGCUCCUGACGUUACUGAGCGUCGUCACCGCCGCCAGCGCCUGUUUACAUCAUGACCUGAGGGUCACAGAACCCGUGCAGUUCAAGCCAUUUCUUUUUAUCCAAAGCAGAUUUUAAUUCCACCUCCCGACCCCAAAACUUUGACUCUGGUACCAGUAAUAAUAUCUGAGUGAUAUUUAAACACAGUCGAGCAGACAAACACUCACUGAGACGUUUUACUACCUCUUCACUUUGAGUUUUGUAGCUCGAGUGAACUUUGAUCAUCAUCUCAACUCAAAUUAAUCACCAUUUAAAAUACUUGUCUUAAGACAAACUCCACACAAAAUAAUCACGUCUCUCGUCUCUGUGGGAUAAAAAUCUCACGCCCACGUCAACCUGCCGUCACACAGCCGCACAACAGAACAGUGUUUCCUUAGAUACGAGCCAGAACAGUGUCAACUUCCUUAGCAUCCAACACUGAAUGCAGGUGUUAUUGGACGUUUUCGUUUGAAAACAUUGGUGCCAUCGUGUUCAGUCUGGGUGAGAACAGAGGGAAUCGAACGUCUCACCUCUGCUCACACACACACACACACAAAAAAAAAACAACAGUAUUAAAAGAAAAAAUUAAGUCUAAGAAGUGAAAAGGAGACGCUCACUGAUGUGGUCCGAUGCCACACUUCAGAUAUCAGGGACUGGAACGAGCUGAUGGUUUAACUCUGAUCCACACACACACACACACAGUUUUCAAAGAUUUGAACUUUAAAACAAGUCGACUGUUUAACUUGUGUAAAUAGUUUCCUUUAACAUGAUCUGACAAAUCAAGCUCUGUACAUUCUGUAGCAUUAACAAGUCUUCACCACAGUAUCUGUGAUCUUUCUACUUUUCAUGGAGAUUUUAUUGAGGAAGAUUUUAUUCUUUUACUAAUCAGUUUUAAUCAUUUUGUUAAAUCUUUCCUUUCGUGGUUAUGAACCAUUAAAUGUUGUAUAAUGCUGAUAACAGGUUUAAUGCUAACAACAAAAGUGCUGGAGUGAAGCAGCACGUUCGUACCUGAGUGUGUAGUAUCUACACAAUACAGUUUAACAUUCACUCAUACAACAGCACAGCUGUUAGGAAUCAGUCUGUAACUUCAACAUCUGUUUAGUUCACAUCUGGUUUGCUAAAGCACAUGAGCAGACAGACUCUAAUGGGUGAGGAUCUGUCGCUCUGUUUCCUGCUCUGUAUCUUUGCUUUUCAGGGACAUUUGUAUUUUCUAUAGUUCCAGGUUUCGUAAAAUAAAAUGACUGAC